AUGGAUAUACUGCCCAUUUCCUAUCCCUUUAUUUUUCUGCUCAUCACUUUUCUAGUCUUUUAUAAUGUGAAUCCCAGAUUCAAAUACUUCUGCAAGAUGACCUUCUAUAAGUUGUGGAUCUUCAUCAUUUCUGGUCUUGUUGUUAUUGUGAGCAUUCCUCGUGGACGUAACCCGGAAAACAUGAAAUAUUUGCAAAUGCUGUUACUGCCACUCAAAUACAUCUUUGGUAUCAAGAUAGUGGUGAAAGGCAAGGAGAACCUCAGAACUAACAAGCCCGCCAUACUUGUGCUGAAUCACCAGAACUCCCUUGACAUUACGGUGAUGAUGGAGAUACUACCAAGUCGCUGUGUGCCCAUUGCAAAGAAGGAAAUCCUAUACAUGGGUACCUUUGGCCUGGCAUGCUGGCUUUCGGGUAUAAUUUUCAUUAAUCGGAAGAAGAGAGAAGAGUCUAUCAAUAUCUUGACAGAGGUGGCRCACUCCAUGAACAAAGAGAAUUUCCAAGUCUUGAUCUUCCCUGAAGGAACACGUAACCAUGCAGGGUCCAUGUUGCCUUUCAAACGUGGAGCCUUCCAGUUGGCAGUAAAAGCCCAGGUCCCCAUUAUUCCCGUGGUGAUCUCUUCAUACGACAGCUUCUAUAGUCAGAAGGAGAGGAGAUUUACAACAGGGAAGAGCACCAUCCAGAUCCUGCCAGCAGUGGAAACCCAAGGCCUGGGCCCAGAUGAUGUUCCCAAGCUCACCGAGCAAGUCCGUGACUCAAUGCUUGCUGCCUAUCAGGGGAUAUCAGGCAUGACAAAUGGAGCUUCCCACUAG
Messenger RNA from Nothoprocta perdicaria, 810 nucleotides. RefSeq names its product 1-acyl-sn-glycerol-3-phosphate acyltransferase alpha-like. The transcript has 6 exons. Gene Ontology annotation, biological process: phosphatidic acid biosynthetic process. Gene Ontology annotation, cellular component: endoplasmic reticulum; membrane. Bases 1 to 810 code for a protein of 269 amino acids. Gene Ontology annotation, molecular function: 1-acylglycerol-3-phosphate O-acyltransferase activity. The record is from RefSeq and is a predicted model, not a curated record. Lineage: Eukaryota; Metazoa; Chordata; Aves; Tinamiformes; Tinamidae.